Poecilia latipinna (sailfin molly) is the source of this 1386-nucleotide messenger RNA. RefSeq names its product phosphorylase kinase, gamma 2 (testis) (gene phkg2). The coding region runs from base 214 to 1386 and encodes 390 amino acids. Gene Ontology annotation, molecular function: calmodulin binding; ATP binding; phosphorylase kinase activity. The record is from RefSeq and is a predicted model, not a curated record. Gene Ontology annotation, cellular component: phosphorylase kinase complex. The transcript is spliced from 10 exons. Gene Ontology annotation, biological process: glycogen metabolic process; protein phosphorylation. Lineage: Eukaryota; Metazoa; Chordata; Actinopteri; Cyprinodontiformes; Poeciliidae.
UCACUACAUCCAGUCGAAACCGGCGAAAAACGAUUUUCAGGAAUUUGACCAGAAUGUAAACAUUGCUCCGGACUCAAUAGGGAGUUUUAGUCGGUUUCAGAGCUGCCGGGUCACAAACCGUCAUGAAUUCCAGCGGAGUGGAUCAAUUAAACUGACUGGACGUCGUUUAUUUGACCGUGUCCUGUUUUAGCUGCUUCCUGCUCGAUUCACAUCAUGACCAAGGACAUCGUUCUCGGAGAUGAAUUACCUGACUGGGUGGGGGCGAAGGAGUUCUACCAGAAGUACGACCCCAAAGAGGUGAUCGGCCGGGGGGUGAGCAGCGUGGUGAGGCGGUGUGUGCACCGACACACCGGCCAGGAGCUGGCCGUGAAGAUCAUCGAGAUCACAGCCGAGAAGAUGACGGCCCAGCAGCUGGAGGAGGUGAAGAGCUCCACCCUGAAGGAGAUCCAGGUCCUCAACAUGGUGAAGGGCCAUUCCUCCAUCAUCACCCUGAUUGAUUCCUACGAGUCCACAACAUUCAUAUUUUUAGUGUUUGACCUAAUGAGGAGAGGAGAGCUGUUUGACUACCUCACAGAAAAAGUGACUCUGAGUGAGAAGGAGACCAGGAGCAUCAUGCGCGCCCUGCUGGAGGCGGUGCAGUACCUGCACUCCUUCAGCAUCGUCCACCGGGACCUGAAGCCGGAGAACAUCCUGCUGGACGAUCACGGACACAUCAAGCUGUCCGACUUCGGCUUCUCUGUGCAGCUGCAGCCUGGAGAGAAGCUCAGAGAGCUCUGUGGAACACCUGGAUACCUGGCGCCUGAAAUACUGAAAUGCUCCAUGGAUGAGAUGCAUCCAGGCUACGGGAAGGAGGUGGACCUCUGGGCCUGCGGCGUCAUCCUCUUCACGCUGCUGGCCGGCUCGCCUCCGUUUUGGCACCGGAAGCAGAUGCUGAUGCUGCGGAUGAUCAUGGAGGGCCGGUACCAGUUCAGCUCCCCGGAGUGGGACGACAGAUCCGACACCGUGAAGGACCUGAUCUCCAGGCUGCUGGUGGUGGACCCGGCUGCCAGGCUCACCGCAGAGCAGGCGCUGGCUCACUCCUUCUUCAGGCUGUACCAGAAGGAAGACGUCCGUCUCUUCAGCCCCAGGAAGACGUUCAGGGUUCUGAUCGUGAGCGUUCUGGCCUGCAUCAGGAUGUACAGCCGGUACCGGCGGGCGCGACCUCUGACCCGGGAGGUUCUGGCCAGAGACCCGUACUCGCUCCGCGGCGUGCGGAAGCUAAUCGACGGCUGCGCCUUCCGGAUCUACGGCCACUGGGUGAAGAAGGGCGAGCAGCAGAACCGGGCCGCUCUGUUCCAGAACACGGCCAAGAUCGUCCUGCUGGGCCUGGAGGACUUUGAGACGUAG